UCAAAGACAUGUUAUUGACGGCUACUUAAUUGAUGCUACUAUUGUUUGACUAGUUAAAAUUGUUUAUUCCUAUUCAUGUCUAAGCUAUGAUGUAACAGUUUUCUUUAAAUACUCUUUUUCUACCUGUUUGGGAAAACAUUGUUCGUUUUGCUUAUUAGGAUAUCUUUGAUAAAAUGAAAAACAACGGGAUUAAAAAACCAAUGAACCGUUCUUUCGAUAUGGAUCAGAAAGCAUCGAUGCUGAAUGGAGAUCGGUUAAUUAUGGUUUGAAUACUGUUGAGAAGAAGAGAAACAGUGGGAAGACUUUUGGUUUCACCAAAGCAACGACGAAGUGGACCCUCGUUGAAUACGUCUAUGCCUCCCCCGAGAAUAUACAACACUUGGAUUCACCAACCCUCUCUUCACCUCUGUUUCAAUUGACUAUAUUCAUAUACAAGGAAUUGAUGGAACUAUUGAUAUCAUCUACCAAAGAAGUGCUAAAAUUAACGUUGGUUAUUUUGAACGUUUCAACCAGUGGAUCAAUAAAUGUGAAUAUUUCUAUUAAUGUAGAUAAAACAUAAACGUUGGAGCUUAGCUGAUCUUUACGAGGAAAAAAUAGAACCAGAUGGGCAAUAGAUGACUAUAAAUUACAAGUUUUAAUAUAUGAGAAUAUUUACGACAACUGAGUUCAGAAAAUGCUAAGUUUUAUGAAAUCGGACACGCAGUAGUAGAAGGUGCUUCUAUAGAAAAGUUUACAAGGAUAUAGAUUGUCCAUUUUCCCUCUUAGUUCAUUCGAAUACUGGAAAAUGAGUCAAUUCUAAAAGAUUUAUUUUCAUGUAACUAAUAUUUGCACAAGCGUUGCAGUUAUUAUGAGAUACAUUUCUUCAUUUUGAAGAAAGAAGCUCGAUGUUAAUGUUUUAAACAUUACAGUAGUUGGUAAAUGUUGCGAGUGUAUUGACUUUUGGUGGUAAGGCCACUUCCAGUUUUUCAGUUUUGUAAAAUUUACUUUCCAAAAUAUGCUUAGGAGAUUUUUAACUCAUUUUCGACAUGUCGGCGUUUUUAGUUAAUAUGACUAGGAGAACUACCGAGUCAACAGUUACCGAAAUUUCAUAUUUUCAUACAACCAUAGCUUCAGUCAGUUUUACAUCGACUGAUAAGUUCGAGCCAGUACUGCUGCAUCCUAUUAUUCUCUAUACCCUGUGUGCCAUUAAUCUGUUGACAAUAUUAGGAAACCUGUUGGUUAUGUUGGCAGUGUUCAAAGACCAUCGACUUCGUUUAAUCAAUACCAAUCUUAUUAUAGCGUCGUUGGCACUUUCUGAUUUUCUAAUAGGCGUUGUGGUCCUGCCGUCCGCCAUUUCCGUGGAAUACACAUCCGGAUAUUGGUAUUUUGGAAGAAACUGGUGUGAUAUCUGGCACGCAAUGGAUGUGUUGUGUUGCACAGCGUCCAUUUUGAAUCUCUGUAUUAUAUCUUUUGAUCGAUAUUGGGCGAUAACAAGCCCAAUUAGUUAUCGUUCAAAAAUGACAAAACGUGUUGCCUCUAUCUUGAUCGCGUUCGUUUGGGUUUGUUCGUCUGCUAUAUCUUUUCCGGCAAUAGUUUGGUGGAGAAAAGUGGACCCACCUUUUAUUGAAAAUCAAUGUAUAUUUACAGGAAGCUCAACGUAUCUGUUGUUUUCAUCAGUCAUAUCAUUCUAUCUUCCAUGCGCGAUCAUGGUUUUUACUUACUUAAGAGUUUAUUUAACAGCUAUAAGCCAAAUGCGAGGGAUUCUAGCUGGUACAAAGAAUGUGGCAACGGCUUCGAAAGAUCAUGAAAAAACUGUAAAUUUACGAAUACAUCGUGGUGGAUUUGUGAGGAACAAUCUGACGAACAAUAUGAAACAAGAACACAAAGCCGCAAAGACUCUAGGUAUUGUAAUGGGAAUUUUUGUUAUCUGUUGGCUCCCGUUUUUUGUGACAAGCCCGUUGUCUGCUAUCUGUAUAGAAUGCAUUAAGUACCCACAAUUAAUUAUUCCAAUAAUGACAUGGCUAGGCUGGAGCAAUAGCGCCCUAAACCCGUUCAUUUACGCGUUUGUUAGUAGACAUUUUCGGAUGGCAUUCUAUAAGAUUUUGUGCAGUGCGCAUUGCACUAAGAGGUCAAUAUCCCAUCCAUCUACAGUUAUUGCUGCCUUAUCUAGAGGAGUGAUAAAUGCAACAUUUGUGAAAGGUGAGGAGGACUUCCAAUUAUCGACUGGACGACCAAAUCUGCAAACUGACCAGCACGCGUCUCCAAAAUCUAGACUCUAAUACGAAGGUUACACAAGGGGUCACCUAUCAUUUUCAAGAGAGAAUAAAACAUACUUUAUUCUUGCCUCCUCUCUCCAUGGGAUGAGUAUGCAAUCAAGUAUUCAGUUUUGAAAUUGAAAAAGAUUAUUUAAGAGAUCGUUAUUUUUUUCAUCAUUUUGAAGAGGGUGAAAGUUAUAUUCUUUUUGUGACCUCUCACAAAUAGAAUGAUGAUUGAUGUUCGUACGAGUCGAUAUCUUUAUUGUCUUUUUCAUAGACCUAUGUCCGCACUGUGAAGCUAACCCUACCCGCUAAAAUAAGUAUUUUUUUUUACUCUCAUGAAAAUGAUAAAAGAAAAACAUUGACCCUAGGUUGGUAUAGUCGCGAAAGCAACAACUCUGCUGAAAGAUACACAUUUAGCUAUAUGAACCUUAGUUAAGCACAGAGAUGAAAGAAUUUUAUAUUAAAAAGAAACAAAUAUACUGUAAUUGGUUUGAUGGAUGUAAAAUUAAGAGAAUGACGACAUUAAAGGGGUUGGGGGAGUUCUGGCGUUGAAAUUACACAGUGCUUUGUAGCACAGUAAAUUAGGCCUACGACCUAUAAAACAUGGUUUUCAUAGAAUUGUUACACUGUCGCAGUGGCGUAUCUAGGGGAGGGCGCGGGGGCACCCACACAAAUAUUAUUUGCACCCCCCCUAGUCGCCGCCCCCCCCCCAAAUAAUCACGGUCAAGUAGUUAAUAAUCACCUAAAAUCACCAUAUUUUGCAAAUUUAGCGCCCCUCAACUGAUCAUCCUCGAUUCCCGAACUUUGCGCCCCACCAUCAGCCUUCCCCCACCCAUUCAAGACUUCUAGAUACGCCACUGCACUGUCGUUACAGUGUUUUCAGUGGAACCGUUGCCCUGCGAGCCGUCCCCGACACAAUCGGGAAGGCAUCCCGAUCGAUCGACCUACCAGCGUUGCCGAAACCUGUUGGCGAUAGCGUGUGGCGAUUUUAUGAAAACACUAGCUUAGAUUUACAUUGAGGUCGGUAGUGAAGAAUGAACGUUACAAACUGAGUCCUUAACCGAAACUGAUGAUUGCGUUACUCAAAUUACACAGUGUUUAAGCAUAGAAAUUACUUAAAUUGACUAUUUUAAAAGUUUCGCUUUUCACUCUAGAAUAAAAUAUAUUAAUAUAUAGCUAAUUUUCUGUGAAAUCAAUCUUUUUGUAGGUUUUAUAUUUUUCAGAAGUCUGUGAUUUUAAUUAUAAACUGCUUGUUAUUUGUACAGAUGAAAUGAUUCAUUUAUGAAUAUUAUAAUGAGUUCUUUGAAACUGGAAUCCAAGCAAGUGAAAAAAAUACAUGAACUUGAAAGUGUCGAAUAAUAAUAAGCCUAGCAUUUUGUCUCUGUAUUUCUCCGUUAUUUGCAAAUUUUUGUCUGACCCAAAUUAUUUCAAAUAUGUUUUAAAUGCAGAACCUUCUCCCCCUUUAAAUAUAUAUUAGGCUUUAAAAUGAAUAAUGCUUAAAAUAAUGACCUAGGCCUACGGUAUCUAAUCCUAACUGAACGUAGAAUGCGGAUGUACUGUAGUUGAUUAAUUGACCGGGAACAAUGUA
Molecule: messenger RNA, 3825 nt
Organism: Anneissia japonica
Lineage: Eukaryota; Metazoa; Echinodermata; Crinoidea; Comatulida; Comatulidae
Product: dopamine receptor 2-like
Exons: 1
Coding region: 1026-2258 (410 amino acids)
Biological process (GO): adenylate cyclase-activating adrenergic receptor signaling pathway
Cellular component (GO): membrane
Molecular function (GO): G protein-coupled receptor activity
Source: RefSeq, a predicted model, not a curated record